This is a messenger RNA of Aspergillus calidoustus, 1470 nucleotides long. The record is from the annotation of a GenBank genome assembly. NCBI's taxonomy places the organism in Eukaryota, Fungi, Ascomycota, Eurotiomycetes, Eurotiales, Aspergillaceae.
AUGUCACGAUCCUUUGGCGGGUGCAAGCGAUGUAAAUCUCGACGGCAGAAAUGUGACGAGCAACGGCCGACAUGUGGGCGAUGUAAGACCGCGGAGACACCAUGUCGGUAUGCGAUGCAGCUGCAGUGGGGAGGUCGAGCGUUCUCGAGGUCGAGGUUCGGGUCUUGUAUGCAGAAAUUAGAAUAUUCCCCGGGCGAGUUCAUUUACUCCACCGCCAAUGCGUCACCUACUACCGAGACCGUCCCGGCUACAGCAACCAUCACAUUGCCGAAAUCUGUCGAUCCGUUCAGCUCUCUAGAUACGAAACAGAAAUCCCUCCUACAUCACUUCCUCAGCGAUGCGUCACAGAUUACGGCGUGUCACUCCGGCAUGCAGCAGGAGAUUUGCCGGAUGCUCGUCCCGAUGGCUCUCCAAACACCGUCAUUACUAUAUGCAACCAUGGCCCUCUCCGCAAUACAUAUCGAGGCACUGCAUAAUCAAUCAGAAAAUGUGAAGUCAGCACCAGAUAUCGCGCGGUUAAUGGCGAUGAGUUUAGAGCAUUUCCGGAAGGAGCUGCAGAGUCCAGCUACCAGGGGGACGGAUGCGCUGCUUGCGACAGCACGGACGCUUUGUCUUGCGGAGAUACAUUCCGGCGCUAUCCAACCGAACUCAUGGCGGGCUCAUAUUGAAGGUGCACAGGCAUUGAUGGUUGCAGUUCGGAGUAAAGGAGAUUCAUCACCGAGUUCAUCGGAGGGCUUCCGCAGGUAUCUGGACCGGUGGUAUCGGUCGAUCGUAUCAUUAACGGCAUUGACGGGCAACGGCCCACCGAUCGGUGGUCUUGAGUGUCAGACAAUUGCGAAGGCUGUCAGCACAACUACGGAAACGCCAGACUACCUCGAUGACUACUGGGGCUUCACGGUGAGUCUGUCCGCUGUGUUCCGCGGUAUCGGCGCUGCAGCCUGGCAGACACCCCCAGAUCAAGCGGCAGACGAUGCAGAGGUCACAGAAUUGGAGUCGUCAGUCCGACAGCUGAUAGACCGCGGAGCGGAGGCGCCGCCCACAUUCUACCCGGGCGUCGUCGAGGGUCUAUCAACCGACCACAUACUCCGCUUUACCCUCUGCAACGAAGCAUUCCAGCACAGCGCUCUGAUCCAGAUCGAGCGGCGGCUCCGCAGGCUGCCAGCCACGUCACCGUCUGUGCAGCGGUCCGUGAAGAAGAUUAUUGAGUGCUCUGAACACAUUGGGCCUUCUCCUGGUCUCAGUCCGUGGACGAUGCUCACGACACCCUUGUUCAUCGCUGGGUGCGAGGCACAGGGCGAGGACCGGGAUCGUGUGCGGAAGCUGCUGUCAUCGCUGCAUGACACGAUUCGGGUGCCCAACGUGCUGCAGUCGCUGAAGUUCCUGGAGCAGUAUUGGGCUCAUCAGCUUGAUGAGAAUGAGAGUUGGAAUCGUUUCUUAGAUCGCAUGCGAUUCGAUUUCAUCCCGUAUUAA